Molecule: messenger RNA, 2205 nt
Organism: Closterium sp. NIES-65
Lineage: Eukaryota; Viridiplantae; Streptophyta; Zygnematophyceae; Desmidiales; Closteriaceae
Source: the annotation of a GenBank genome assembly
AUGUGCUUUGCGGACUUCCAGAGGGAGGUGGAGAGGAAGGUUGGCGUUCCAGUGGCAGGCCAGCGGUUUUGGCUGUGGGCGCGUCGGCAGAACCACACGUACCGCCCCAAGCGACCGCUUAGUGCCGAAGAAGAGGGCAUGACGGUGCGACAGCUGAGGGACUCAGUGAGCAAGGCGCACCGCAAGGACCUGCGUGUGUUCCUAGAAGGCCUGCCAACUCCUCCUGUAGUGGCUCCGCUACAUGAGAGGGCCAAGGACGACAUUCUGCUCUUUCUCAAGUUCUACAACCCACUCACUGAGACGCUUAGGUACGUGGGUCGUCUCUUUGUGAAUCUUGGGCAGGCUCCUGCCGAUGUACGAGGGAAGAUCAACGAGAUGUGUGGCCUUGCUCCCACCGAUGACAUCCUGCUCUUUGAGGAGAUAAAGUAUGAGCCGAGUGUGAUGUGCGAGGCCAUGGACUGCACGGUCACAUUCAAAGGCGGGCAACUAGACGAUGGCGACAUUAUCUGUGUGCAGCGCGCCAAACAACUCGCCCAAGAGGGUGCAGUUGGGACUGCCGGCAGUGGUGGGAGUGCGGUGAGGGUGAGGUACCCUGACGUGCCGUCCUUUUUGGAGUAUGUGCGGAACCGGCAUGUGGUGCACUUCCGGCGGCUGGAGAAGCCCACAGAGGACGCUUUCUGCCUCGAGCUUGCCGUUGGGUCUCCCACUGACAUGGUGGUGAGCUCCAAAGAGCACACAUAUGACGACGUGGUGGCGAGGCUGGCAGAGGAGAUAGGCCUGGACAACCCUUCCAAGGUCCGACUCACCACGCACAACUGCUACUCGCAGAAGCCCAAGCCGCCGGCCAUCAAAUACCGAGGCGUGGACUGCCUGGCUGACAUGCUCGUGCACUACGACCAGCCGGCCGUCAAGUACCGAGGCGUGGACUGCCUGACCAACAUGCUCGUGCACUUCAACCAGAUGUGGUCGACAGAUAUCCUCUAUUUCGAGACGCUCGACAUCCCGCUGCCAGAACUGCAGCAGCUCAAGACUCUCAACAUCACGUUCCACAACAGCAAGGCAGAAGAUGUGAGGGGAGGGAGGGUGGAACUGUGGCAUCCUAAGGCGAAUUUUCGGAUGCUGCAGGUGUUCAUCAACAAGAUCUUCCCUACACUCUAUACCAACCUUUCUGCCCUGCCCCUCCGUACCCCUCUGUCCCUGUCUGUGGAGCUGUCACAUCCCAAGGCGGAGCUACGUUUGCUGCAGGUGUUCUACAACAAGAUCUACAAGAUCUUUCCUCUUACUGAGCAGAUUGAGUACAUCAACGACCAGUACUGGGGCAUAAGGGCAGAGGAGCCUUCUGGUCCGUCUACUCAGCCUACUGAUCCGUCAGCCUCGACUCCGGAGGCGCAAUGGCUAGAGGAGGAUAGUGUACAUGUCGUUUUCAAGCACUUCAAGGUUCCCAUCCGCCCCGACGCCGUCGGGGCUGUCCGCGUUUACAAGUAUUGCGCCAUCGAGUUCAAGGGUGGUGCGUUUCGAUGCGCUCAGCAUCUCGCAAAAUGGAAGGGACAGAGAUCUCGCGACGUCCGCCGGUGCGGGAAGGUUCCGCCGGACGUGCGAGCGGCGGUGCGCGCGCAUUACGAGAAGAAGGCAUCCAACCGCGAUGGAAAAAGGCGGGCCGAGGAUGCUGCGCUCGACGCUGUGUGGGAGGUGCGAAGAAAGGCCGCAUCACCGACUUCAUUGGCGACGAGGCGAAAUGCAAGAAGGGGCAAGGCGGACAACUCCGUCUGCUUGUUCUUUGCCGGCUGUCGCAUUCCCGAACACCACGCCGACAACCCGUUGUGGCGCAACAUGGGCAGGGCCAUUAACAACGCACCUCACGGUUAUGUCGCGCCGCGGCAAAAACUACGUGGGAGGAGCUGGGCUGAAGCAAUGCCGCACGGGCAUCGAGAAGGGGCUUCAGCCAUCGCCGCGAGUUGGAAGAAGGAUGGCGUCACCGUCUCCUCCGACCUGAUGACCGAUCGGUGCGGGAGGCCGCAGGCGAACGUCAUGCUGGUCAACAAUUCGGGAGCGGUGUUUGUCGAGGCUAUCAACUGCAAUAUGGAGUCAAAAACCAGCGGCUACAUCGCGUCCCUCUUCUGCCCCAUCAUCGAGAAAGUGGGGCCCGAAAACGUAGCCGCCCUUUGCAUGGACGGGGGCUCCAACUACGGGGCCGCCUGCAUGUAG